CUUUAAAUCGGCCGCCCCGGCGCCGGGCCCGGGCCCGCGACCGACUGAGCGAGCGAAGACCCGACGCCGGACACCAUGGCGCGCCGCCUCCCGGGACUGCUCCUGCUGCUCUGGCCGCUGCUGCUGCUGCCGCCGCCCCCCGCGGCCCCCGCCAACCUCGGCCCCUCGGCCCGCCCGGCCUUCCGGAGGCUGGGGACCCUCGGCCCCCGGGGCAGCCCAGGGCGCCGUCCGGCUCCCGCCGCCCCCACCGGCGCGCCCUACUCCUGGGCCGGCCAGCCCGGCGGGGCCCGCAGUACAGGCUUUUGCAAGAGCAGGCCCUUGGAUUUGGUGUUUAUCAUCGAUAGUUCUCGCAGUGUAAGACCCUCAGAGUUCACCAAAGUGAAAACCUUUGUCUCCCGGAUAAUCGACACUCUGGACAUUGGGGAGGCGAACACGCGGGUGGCAGUGGUGAACUAUGCCAGCACCGUGAAGAUUGAGUUCCAGCUUCAGACCCACUCAGAUAAGCAGUCCCUGAAAAAGGCUGUGGGGCGAAUCACACCCUUGUCUACAGGCACCAUGUCGGGCCUGGCCAUCCAAACAGCAAUGGAGGAAGCCUUCACAGUGGAGGCGGGAGCUCGGGGCCCCAGCUCCAACAUCCCUAAGGUGGCCAUCAUCGUGACAGAUGGGCGGCCCCAGGACCAGGUGAACGAGGUGGCAGCUCGGGCCAGGGCAUCGGGUAUUGAGCUCUAUGCGGUGGGAGUGGGCCGGGCAGAUAUGGAGUCCCUCAAGAUGAUUGCCAGCGAGCCCCUGGACGAGCACGUGUUCUACGUGGAGACCUACGGGGUCAUUGAGAAACUUUCCUCUAGAUUCCAGGAAACCUUUUGCGCUGUGGAUGCAUGUAUGCUGGGCACACACCAGUGCCAGCAUGUGUGUGUGAGUGACGGCGAUGGCAAGCACCACUGUGAGUGCAGCCAAGGAUAUUCCUUGAACGCCGAUAAGAAGACGUGCUCCGCUAUUGAUAAGUGUGCUCUUAACACUCAUGGAUGCGAACAGAUCUGUGUGAAUGACAGAACUGGCUCUUACCAUUGUGAAUGCUAUGAAGGUUACACCUUGAAUCAAGACAGGAAAACAUGUUCAGCUCAAGAUCAAUGUGCUUCAGGGACACAUGGCUGUCAGCACAUUUGUGUGAGUGACAGAGCUGGGUCCCAUCACUGUGAAUGCUAUGAGGGCUACACUCUGAAGGGAGAUAAAAAAACCUGCUCAGUUCGUGACAAGUGUGCUCUGGGCUCCCAUGGUUGUCAGCACAUUUGUGUGAGUGACGGGGCCACGUCCUACCACUGCGAUUGUUACACCGGCUUCACCUUGAAUGAAGACAAGAAGACAUGUUCAGCCAUUGAAGAAGCACGAAGACUCAUCUCCACAGAAGAUGCUUGUGGAUGUGAAGGCACACUGGCAUUCCAGGAUAAGGUCAGCUCGUACCUGCAGAGACUGAACACUAAAAUUGAUGACAUUUUGGAGAAGUUGCAAGCAAAUGAAUAUGGACAAAUACGUCGUUAAAUUGCUCAAAAAUUUCACCUGGAAAUAUGGAGAACUUUGUGUAUUUAAUACUUUUGCAUACUCCAAUGUUCCUGCUAAUAACUUGCCAUUAUAAAUGCUUGAAUAUUACUGGAUAAGUAGUUUGAGGAUCUUCUGGGGAAUCAGUGUCAUUUUUCUAAGGAAAUAAAUAUCCAGGUCCUCACUCAAAGCAAACUAUAGUGUCUCUAAUCUAUGACUGUGAAAUGGUUGGUAGGGAGUAAAUGAAAAGUUUAAUAUUUCUUUAUUUACUAAUUGAGCCAUUUAAUUUUUAAAUGUUUAUGUUAGUAAGAUAACUGUUAUAUUUACAAUGGGAACUUUUGAUCUAUUUUCUCUUGUUAGUAUUUAUAGUAUAAACCAGCCUUAUUACGGACAGUAUAAAUUGUACAAAGUAUUUACACAUAAAAAGUUCCUUUAAUUAAAUUGCGAUGAAUAGAAUUUAGAACUGUUUCUUUAAUACUUUUUUUUUUUGCUUAUUUUUUUGCUAAUUAUUGAAGCUGUGAUCAGGGGAUAUAUAAUACAUAUAUCUAAAACUACUUAACACAGAUCUAGUGAAUAUUACAUGCCCUUUUAAAUUCAUCCUGAUGUUAGAAAGGAUACACAACUAAAGACUUCAGUUGUGAAUUAAGAGUGUUAUAACUUCUUACCAAAGACAAAAAAAUCCUAAGUUUACUUUAGGAUCCAGUCAAUAAAAUUAUAUGUUUAUAAAUAUUGCUAUAACAAGAAAACCUAAUGUUAUCUUUUUAAAUGUUAGU
Molecule: messenger RNA, 2306 nt
Organism: Hipposideros armiger (great roundleaf bat)
Lineage: Eukaryota; Metazoa; Chordata; Mammalia; Chiroptera; Hipposideridae
Gene: MATN3
Product: matrilin 3
Exons: 8
Coding region: 76-1536 (486 amino acids)
Molecular function (GO): calcium ion binding
Source: RefSeq, a predicted model, not a curated record